This is a messenger RNA of Anopheles arabiensis, 3374 nucleotides long. RefSeq names its product nucleolar and coiled-body phosphoprotein 1-like. The record is from RefSeq and is a predicted model, not a curated record. Lineage: Eukaryota; Metazoa; Arthropoda; Insecta; Diptera; Culicidae.
AUAGAUAAAGUCAUCUGAAGAAUCGAUAGGAAUUCAUCACCAAUCAUCGACAAAACAAUCUAUUUUACUCAAAAAUAUUUUACUGCUAAAACAAUCUAUUUUACUCAAAUGUUUUCAAGACACACUUUUUCAACUUGUGUUCCAAGAUUCCUAGAGUGUGAAUAGCUUGAGAAACAUCGUUGUGUGUGCCUUUUCGGACACUCUUUUUAAACUCUGGAUGUUUUGGACACCCUGAAAGCUUGUCAGAACUGUACUAGUCAACGAAGUUUUGUGAUUUUCUUAGGAGAGAUUUUCUCAAAACAUAAAUCGAGUUAAUUGAAACGCAAAGUUUCCUGUCGCGAGUGCAAAUUAAUUAUUUGAACAAAGCUAAUGUAUGGUUUACGUUUUUGAUGGCUGUAAUUGACUUUAUGAACUUUAUACACUUCUCUUUGCAGACUCUCAUGUAAUUAUCAAUUUUUGGGUGUAUAUACAAGAAAGGAAACCCAAAAAUCUCAAAAGAAACUUUUUUUUGUAUGUUUUUGGACAAAUAGGGCAUCUUCGGCCUCCUAUUUCUUCCCAAAAUGAAAAGAUGGCACCGUUUUGUGGGCUUCCCGCAGCUUUGUGUCAGUCGUCGUGGGUUCGGAAUAUUUUGUCCGGGAGUUUCUGGUUAUAGCUGAGGCCUGGAACAAUUUAAAAAUAGAAAUUGCCAUUUAUAGCACACAUCUUAGAAUAAUAGUGACUUGAUGAUGUUAUUUUUAAACCAUGCAUUGUGAAUGGUACAAAAAGGCUUCAAAAUACAUAUAGAUGGUUGAAAUGUGUGUAUUUGCGUACACAAAAAUAUACUUGCUACAUUGCAAAUGCUUGUCAAGUCAUACGAACCGGUCACUACUAAGAUAUUGCUUACACGAACGUUCCAUAAGAGAUACUGGCUGGAUAUCGGCGACUUUAAAUUCUUAUCACUGUGCUGCAAAAACAGGGAGAGAAAGAAUGAGAAGAAAAAAACACACCCACAGUCACGUUGCUCUAUGUUCGGUUUAUUUUGGUUCGAAAAACAGUUGCGCGAUCCACCCGUCCGCCCUCGGUCGUGACUGAUUAAUUCCAGCCUAUCGAGAACCCGUGGUCGACUCUGAUGUCACCAGUCGAAGUUGGUUCUCGCGCUCAACCGUACUUUGCCGUAGUGUGUCCCCAGCCUCAGUGCGUUGCCUACGCAGACGACGACAAGAAGAUAUCCCCCCAAACGUUGUGUCUUGUGACCUACCACAAAAAAAAACCCGUUUCUAAGUGUUUCGUGUCCAAGCGACUACACGGCCGGGAUUCGAACCGAUUUCGAGCGCGUACCUAUUGCAGACAUCGAACGGGCAGACAGGAUGGAGCAAUAUGCGUCGAAAAAGUAUCCGAUAGCAGCGAAAAGCCGCAAAUCAAAGCUAAAUUUCCUUGCCGGAGUUCAAAGUCACUACGAGAAGAAGCAAAAAGAUUCGUCCGGAAGCAAGGAACCGAAACUGAACCUGUCCGUACCGGGCACUCCCGUUUGUUCGCGCUACUUGCGCCGACUUUCGCAAGGGUUGGCGAGUGAUCACGACGACCAGAAACCGUCCAGCAAUGGUCCCGUGGAAAAUGAGCUCAUCAUCAGCAGCCUUGUGCUGGAUAAAUUCCUCAAGGAUAUGCAAACACUGUCGGUAGACAGCGUGGACAGCGCACCGUCCCAGGAGGGGCAAAGCAAGAGGCGCUCCGACACGACCGAAGAGUUCUUUAGCAAGUCCGAAGAGCGGAAAGCCUAUCAUCGGACGUUCUCGGAGGCUGUCGGGGUCGUCGGUGCGUCUCCAGUGAUUGAGAAGAAUCCGGUGGUGAAGAAAUACUUCGAAGAGUCCGCUAGCCAACGGACCUUUCGGAGGGACUUUUCCGAAGCGUACGGUGAGCUGAUCGAACCGGAAUCUAUUGUUGCCUUGGAAAAGAGCUCAAAAAAGAAGAAGACCAAGAAAGCCAGCUCCAAGUCAGCCAAGUCCGGUGAAAAUCGUCCACCGAAGCUGAUCAGCGAUUCUUCGGACGAUGAGCGAUCGGAAGAGGAUAGAAGCGAGUUCCUGCAGGAGCUGGAGCAGCUGAAGCAGUCCAAGCAACGGCUGGAGGAAAAGCUACACGCCUACCAGGCCAAGACGGUCCCGGUCGCCCCGGUUGCAGCGGAGGCGAAAAGCCCCCAACAGUUCUUCGAAGAGUCGGAACAGGCACGAACCUAUCAGCGAACGUUUUCGCAAGCCGUACAAACGUUCCCCGGCGGACCGCGAGAGCCACGUGAUCCGGCAGUGGUGCAGUACUUCAACGAGUCCGCCUCGCGUCAAACCUUCCGGCGCGAAUUUUCCGAGGUGUACAACGAGUACGAACCGCCGGCACCAGUGGAGCAUCCCAACUUUAAGCCGACCGUACCGGGAACACCCAUUAGCUCCCGGCAUUUGCACAAAUUAAAAAAGGGUGCAGAGCCAGCCACGGGUAGUGCGGAACAGCAGCCAUCACCGCCCCCGGCCAGUGGCCAAUCGGCGUCCCUGGCGGAGCAGCUGGAAGCGUUCAACAAAGAGCUCGAUAACCUGCGGCAGAACAAAACGUCCGUUACGGCGACGACGACCACGACGACAGCCUCCUCCACCGUGGACAGCUUCUGCGUGGACAGCUAUCUGGACAGCUCGAGCGAGAAGAAAACGUACGCCCGUUCGUUCUCCGAGGCUGCCCGGCCGUUCGUCCAAUCGGACGUGAAAAGCCCCACGGUACGGACGUUUUUUGAAGACUCUUCGCGCAAGGGCACACUGCGGCGAGAUUUUUCCGAGGCGUACCAGGAAGUCGAGGUGGUGGCACCAGCCUCACCACCGCCCAAGGCGAGGACAGCACCACCGGCAGCUGAUGUAACGGCUGCAACAAAGCCAACCGAUGCAUCAUAUGACCUGGAUCAAGAUAACAGACCCAUUUCAUGCCCCGCCGGCGAUGAUAACCCAUCCAACGAACGGCACCCGCCCGUAGGCGCCAAGGGCGGACCCAUUUCCAUCCCCGGCACACCGAUCAGCUCGCGCAAGCUGGCAGCCUUCCGGCGCAGCACCAGCGUGGAACCUGCCGGUAGCCAGACGGCCGAAGCAGCAGCAGCAAAGACACCCGAGGCAACCCUGGGAGGAGGAGGCGGCAUGCCGGCAUUGGCUCGUGUGCCGCUGACGCCGCAGCUUGAUGUUUCAGUGGCACCCAGCCCGGCGGCCACCGGGAUGACAACGAGCCGACGGGACGACGGGCCAACCGACACGCUGCCGUAGGGGAUGCGGGUGAGGAGGAGCAGGAGCACGGGCGACGUCGCAUCGAACCGGAAGGCGGAAGGGAAGCGGGUGUAGCUGCGUCGCCGGUUGUCGAGCUUGACCGAGAGUUCU